GCAUGGAGAUUGUGGACAGAAGAGAGGGCACUCGAACUGAUCGAUACAUUGGUGGAGGACUCGUGCAUUUUACCUGAAAUAUUUAGAUGCAUCCAAGCGGAUCUCUUGUGUGUGCAACAACUUCCAGAGUAUCGACCGAACAUGUCAUCAGUGGUUCUAAUGUUGACCAGCGAGAGCGUAUUGCCUCGACUGAAGCAACCAAGUUUUUUGAUAGAAGUACAGAAUGAAGCUCAUCCCUCAUCAAGCAAGAAUGAAUCUUGUUCAGCCAAUGAGAUGAUUGUUUCAUUGUUGGAGGCUCGUUAG
This is a messenger RNA of Ilex paraguariensis (yerba mate), 303 nucleotides long. The record is from the annotation of a GenBank genome assembly. NCBI's taxonomy places the organism in Eukaryota, Viridiplantae, Streptophyta, Magnoliopsida, Aquifoliales, Aquifoliaceae.